AAAACACUUUGGAUUCUGGUAUUGCAAUUAACUGAUAGUGUUUAUUGGUAACUACGCAAUACUGUAAUAUAAAUGCAGAUAUAUCAAACAGGUUAGCAAUGAUUAAAGACACCUGUAUAUACACACACCUGUGUGGAAAUAGAAAACACAAGCUUUUUCGAGUCUAGGGGCAAAUGGAUACCGUCUUAUUGUGAUGUAGAGAGUUCAGUUCAGUUGGAGGUAGUUAGUUGAGUAAAGUUGGAGAGAGAGAGAGAGAGAGAGAGAUGAGCUGAUGCUGUCGAUCUUCCCAUUGUCUUCUGAAAUCCCCGUUGUCCUCCAAAAUCCUGUUGAAGUCACUGACUGUGACCAUAACACAUGCGGCCGUUCUUCAGUGAUGGAAUUAUCACCCAGGCGAGGGUGGACACACAAAUGAUUCCACACCGGUUAUACCUUUUCACACUGCGAGAGCCACUGAUCAAUUUCCCCGAAUCGAUCCUCCAAAAGCCCACCUUCCUGUGGGCACAACAAGCUCAUCCAGUGUCCAAAACCGUGUGUCUGCCUGUGUAUCAGCAGACCUGGUAUUUAUCCCCGCAUGUUGGACACCAGCCGUCCAUCAACCUGCUCUGCCCUCCUCUCUCUGUAAGAGUUUUACAAGCAGGCAAGUGUCCUUGUGGAAAGGUAAACAAGCUUGUAGAGAAACCAUAACAUCAAUCUUUCGAGCAGUCUCUGUCUCUGUCUCUGUCUCUCUCUCAUUGCGUUGGACACCUCCCUCUCUCUCUUAAUAGCAGCACAGUUGAUAGGGUCAUUUCUGGACCCUGUCACACGAGUAAAUACAAAUAAACACAAUAGAAUCAAAGAAAAACACACACACAACAGUGUGGGAAAUCAACCAAUGUGCAAAGGACCACCAAACUGCAAAUACAAAAAGAAAAAAAAGCAUUAAAUACCAAGAGCAUGAGGUAAAGAGUCCUUGAAAGUGAAUCAAUAAGUUGUGUGACCAGAUCAUUGUUGGGCUGAGUGAUUCAAGAGUCUGAUGAUAGAUGCUCAGAAAUGUUGAUACCCAGGAACUUCGAAUUGCUCACUUUUUCCACUUCUGGCCCCUCAAUGAGGACUGGUGUGUGUUCCCUUGACUUACCAUUUCUGAAGUUCACAAUCAAUUCUUUGGUCUUACUGACAUUGAGCAUGAGGUUGUUGCUGUGACACCACUCAAUCAGCUGAUCUAUCUUGCUCCUGUAUGCCUUCUUGUCACCAUCUGAAACUUUGCUAGCAGAUUUAUAGAUGGCAUUUGAGCUGUGCCUAGCCACACAAUCAUGGGUAUAGAGAGAGUAGAGCAGUGCACUAAGCACACAUCAUGAGGUGUACCAGAGGAUUUUGUUCAGAACUGUAAGAGUAAAUGUGUUAAUCGCUGAGCUAUAGCCAGUAAGAAGGAGCCUGAUGUAAAUAUUAGCAUUGUCCAGGUGAUCCAAGGCUGCGUUAAGAGCCAAUGAGAUUGCAUCCGCUGUCGACCUUUUGUGGAGAUAGGCAAGUUGCAGUGGGUCCAGAUCCCUGCUUGGGCAGGAGUUGAUUCUAGCCAUGACCAACCUCUCAAAGCACUUCAUUGGUGUAAAUAUGAGUGCUACUGAACUGUAGACAUUAAGGCAGCUUAUCCUGCUUUUCUUGGCACUGGAAUGAUUAUUGCCCUUUUAAAACAGGUGGGAACUUCCGACUAUAGCAAUGAGAGAUUGAAACUGUCUUUAAACACUUCUGCCUGUUGGUUGGCACAAGUUUCCAGAGUUCUACCAGGUACACCAUUGGGGUUUGUUGCCUUGCAAAGGUUCACCCUUUUGAAAGACAUCCUGAUGUUGGCCUCUGAGAUGGAGAUUGCAUUGUCACUGGAUGCUGCGGGCAUCCUCGUAGCUGGAGUUUUGUUCUCCAUUUCAGAGUGUGCAUAAAAACUGUUGAGCUCAUCUGAGAGUGAGGCAUCACUGUCAUUCGUAAUGUUAGGCUUCACUUUGUAGGAAGUAACGGCCUGCAAACCCUGCCAGAGUUGACAUGCAUCUGAUUCUGCCUCUAACCUCAACUGCAUUUGUUCUUUUGCUCUCGAGAUUGUCCUCCAUUAGUCGUACCUGGCAUUCUUCUAUAGUCCUGGAUCAGCAGAAUUGCCUACCAUAGAUCUAGCCCUCAGCUGACUACAAACCUCCUGGUUCAUCCAUGGCUUUUGAUUCGGAAUUGAAGAGUUUGUCCAGAUGUACAGUGAAAAAGUGGGUAUUAAAGCUGAAGUGCUGCUGAAGACUCUUUGGGGUGACUACUAUCUGAACACAAAAGCAAAGAAGAUAAUGAAAGGAGCUCAGUCAAAAGGCAAAAAGCCUCUCUUUGUGCAAUUAGUGCUAGAAAACAUCUGGAGCUUGUACGAGGCUGUGAUUGUCCGAAGGGACAAAGAGAAAAUUAACAAGAUAGUAAAUUCACUCGGUCUAUCCAUUCUACCUCGUGAUUCACGUCACACGGAUCCUAGAGUACAUCUCAAUGCCAUCUGCUCUCAGUGGCUUCCCAUCUCUCAGGCUGUGCUGUCAAUGGUCUGUCGCAAGUUACCUAGCCCAUUGGAUAUUACUGAGGAACGGGUUGAAAAGCUUAUGUGUGUGAGCAGCAGAAGAUUUGAUUCAUUGCCGACUGAAACCCAAUCACUCAAACAAGCAUUUCUUGAAUGCAAGAGUGAUGAAACAGCUCCUGUCAUUGUAUUUAUUUGCAAGAUGUUUGCUGUUGAUCCCAAGGGUAUACCUCAGAAUAAGCCAAGACCCCUGACUCAAGAAGAAAUAGCUCAACGGCGUGAGCAGGCCAGGAAAAGACUUGCUGAAAAACUUGCAAAUCAGUGUCAGCAAUUGGGAGAAAACCCAGAGAUCUCUGCCGCCAAUGCAAGCACAAAAGACAUCCAGGUACCAAACCAGAUGGAACAGGCAGGACAACAGGAGAGUGAGCAGAAAGACCACUUCAUUGCGUUUGCCAGGGUAUACAGUGGAACAAUCCGCAGAGGGCAAAAGUUGUAUGUGCUAGGCCCAAAAUAUGACCCUUCAGAGGCUUUAGCCAAGUUGCCUGAAAAUUAUGCACCUGGUGAAGACCUUAUGAUCCCACAUCUGAGUUGUUGUACAGUGGAGGACUUGUAUCUGCUAAUGGGUAAAGAACUAGAAGAUGUCCAAGAAGUACCUGUUGGCAAUGUGCUAGGUAUUGGUGGCUUAGAAGAUCACGUAUUAAAAUCUGCCACGUUGUCAACUUCUCCUUUAUGCCCACCUUUUACACCUUUGAACUUUGAAGCAACCCCCAUUGUACGAGUAGCUGUGGAGCCCAAACAUCCAUGUGAAAUGCCACAGCUGGUGAGGGGAAUGAAGUUACUUAACCAAGCUGACCCAUGUGUGGAGGUGCUAGUCCAGGAGACAGGAGAACACGUAUUAAUAACUGCCGGAGAAGUCCACCUCCAGCGUUGCUUAGAUGACCUCAGAGAAAGAUUUGCAAAGAUUGAAAUAAGUUCAUCAGCACCAAUUGUUCCAUUCAGAGAGACUAUCAUUCGACCACCAAAAGUGGACAUGGUAAAUGAAGAUAUGGGCACUCAGCAAAAGAUAGCUGUCAUUCACCAAAAGAAAGAGGACCAAAAUAAAUAUCCUGAAGGCGUCAUUGUGGAUUCUGAUGGACUGGUGACUUUAAAUACACCCAAUAAGUUAUCCACUGUCAGUGUGAGAGCCAUGCCACUUCCAGAAUCAGUGACACAGUUACUUGAAGAAAACAGUGAUCUGAUUCGUACAAUGGAACAGUUCAACCUAUCAGUAAAAGAAGGCAGAGAAGCUCAAGAAAUAAACUUGACCACACUUGAGGCUAUCAAGACAUUUAAGCAAAAGCUAGAAGAGAGUUUUGUAGGCCGGAAAUGGAGAAAUGCAGUGAACCAAAUUUCAUCAUUUGGACCACGGCGCUAUGGCCCUAAUAUUUUACUGAAUGGGUUAAAAAACUAUGAUAGGCCAUCGAUGUGGCAGUGCCUUGACAAAAGCAGUAGGGAUUCAAGAGCCUACCGGAAUUUUGACAAUAGUAUAAUCAGUGGAUUUCAGCUGGCUACUCUUUCAGGUCCUGUAUGUGAAGAACCUCUUAUGGGUGUUUGCUUCAUUUUAGAAAAAUGGGACAUGAGUAAUAAAGUGGAACAGUUUGUUCAACCUUCCACAGAGGAACAGGCAUCAAAAACUGAGGUGCACCAAGAGGUAACUUCAGAAGAAAAUAGCCUCACUGAUUUGAAGCCCCUGUUAGAAUGCCCAAAGCAACAAACUGAUCAAACUGAGAGCAGCCAGACUCUCGCCAAAAGUUUGGAUGAUGGAAAAUGUAACUCUGAAGUAGCGCUUAUGGAUUGCUAUGGUCCUUUCUCUGGCCAGCUCAUUGCCACAAUGAAGGAAGCUUGUCGUUUUGCAUUUCAGGCAAAGCCUCAGCGAUUAAUGGCAGCGAUGUAUACGUGUGAGAUUAUGGCAACUGCUGAAGUGCUAGGUCGAGUCUAUGCAGUCCUUUCGAAACGAGCAGGCCGGGUGUUACAGGAAGAAAUGAAGGAAGGGACAGAAAUGUUCAUCAUCAAGGCUGUUUUGCCGGUUGCAGAGAGCUUUGGUUUUGCUGAUGAAAUCAGGAAGCGGACAAGCGGCCAAGCCAGCCCACAACUUGUGUUCAGUCACUGGGAGGUAAUUGCAAGUGACCCAUACUGGGUUCCAACAACAGAGGAAGAAUACCUGCACUUUGGAGAGAAAUCUGAUACUAUAAACCAAGCACAGAGAUACAUGAAUACAGUGCGCAAACGGAAGGGACUGUAUGUGGAAGAGAAGAUCGUUGAGCAUGCUGAAAAGCAAAGAACCCUCAGUAAAAAUAAAUAAUAUCUCCAAAGUAUAAACUGUACUAAGAAUACUUAUUAAUCUGCAAAGGAUGGUAAGCUUGCAGAUGAAAUGUAAAAUCUGUGUGAAUGAAACUUGGCAUAUUUGUAUGAAUAUUUUAGUAUGAGUACCUUCAAAUUCAAAUCAUGCCUUUACUGCUCCAAUUCCUUGUGCUUAUUGAGUACAAACAGUCAUCAGAUAAAGGUGCAGUCAAACUAAAACUUGUCAAGAUUACAUGUAAUGUACUUGAUAUACUUUUUAUUGAAAGAAAAUGUGCCACAUUUACUUGAAACUGUGGUUAAUGAACUCAGGCAUUUAUAUGGCAUCCUGUGCAGUUUGUAGCUGUUGGCAUUUGACAUUCAUUUGGUCUGUUUUGAAUUCCUCUAAACUAACCCAAGAGUUUCAAGCAGCACAGCUGAGUCCCUUGAUCAUCCCUAAUCUUGAUUCAAUCGAUCUAGAUUGAAAUUUCAAGAAUGUGAUGCUUACAACUCUCCUGUUAAACUAAUCUCACCAGAUUCAAAUUAAAACCAAUUAACCACCUAUUGAAAUAAUUUUAUGAAAUAAAAUUGAAACCACUGGCUGUACUGCAGUAUAGUAAGACCUUAUAUGGGAAGCAUCUGCAAAAGUCCUAUUUUAUAGGUGCUAGUUUAUUACUGGGUCUAGCUGUGUGUUGUUCAGAUUGCUGCAGCAGAGCCAGUUACUUCCAAAAAUAUUUUAACUCCUUUAAAGUACAACAUGGACUCCACCUUUUGAAAAUAUUGCCAUCUCAUUGGUAUGUUCCUUAUUAAAAGACUUUGGAUGUAUAGAGUUGAAAGUAAUAAUGAAAAAAAUAAAUUAUUCUGUCAUAGCCUGAAGCAUACAGUGGAGAAAAGGAUUCACUUUUUAUAAGGUUUCAGUUUGGUCUAGGAUUACAGUUCUUUUGUUUUACAGCACAUGGUAUGCACAUAGUUUACUGCCGGUAAUUCUUGUUUCUUUGGAUAAUUCAAAAUGCUUUCACACAAGCAAUGAAUACGCAUUGGUAUUAUAUUGUUCCAGAGCAGCAUUGGUAACUUAAUUUAAGAGUAGUCUGUGAAUGCACUUGUUCGUGGAUCCAUAUAUAAACAAUAACUGGUCAAUAACUUGUGAGGCAUAAAACUAUUUCUGUUUUCUGCAUUGUAAAAUAUAAUUAAAGAUUGAUUCUAUAAUGUUA
Messenger RNA from Hypanus sabinus (Atlantic stingray), 6030 nucleotides. It is a transcript of the gene efl1, whose product is annotated as elongation factor like GTPase 1. The record is from RefSeq and is a predicted model, not a curated record. Lineage: Eukaryota; Metazoa; Chordata; Chondrichthyes; Myliobatiformes; Dasyatidae. Gene Ontology annotation, biological process: cytosolic ribosome assembly. The transcript has 14 exons. The coding region runs from base 2205 to 4844 and encodes 879 amino acids. Gene Ontology annotation, molecular function: GTPase activity; ribosome binding; GTP binding. Gene Ontology annotation, cellular component: ribonucleoprotein complex; cytosol.